AUGGCACCACCAAAGGAUCCAGAGAUCGAUGCCGAGGCCGAGCUCGCCUCCCAGCUCGCUGCCGAUGUCGCCGCCGCCGAGUCCUCCACCAAGGCCAAGGCCGCCUCCUCCUCGUCGUCGUCUAGCACACCGGCUGCCGAGCGCCAGCCUUUCUCCACGCUCGAUCUGUCCGAGCCAACUCGCAAGGCCAUCGACGCCAUGGGCUUCAAGACGAUGACCGAGGUGCAGGCGCGCUGCAUCCCUCCGCUCAUGGCGGGCAAGGACGUGCUGGGUGCGGCGCAGACCGGCUCGGGCAAGACGCUCUCGUUCCUCAUACCUGCGAUCGAGAUGCUGCACAGGCUCAAGUUCAAGCCAAGAAACGGCACGGGCGCCAUCAUCAUCUCGCCGACGCGCGAGCUUGCGCUCCAGAUCUUUGGCGUCGCCAAGGAGCUCAUGGCGCAUCACCACCAGACGUUCGGCAUCAUCAUGGGCGGCGCCAACCGACGUGCGGAGGCGGACAAGCUGCAGAAGGGCGUCAACCUCAUCGUCGCCACGCCCGGCCGUCUGCUCGACCACCUGCAGAACACCAAGGGCUUCGUCUUCUCCAACCUCAAGGCGCUGUGCAUCGACGAGGCCGACCGCAUCCUCGAGAUCGGCUUCGAGGACGAGAUGCGCCAGAUCGUCAACAUCCUCCCCAACGACAAUCGCCAGAGCAUGCUCUUCUCGGCAACGCAGACCACCAAGGUGCAGGACCUCGCACGCAUCUCGCUGCGCCCCGGACCGCUGUACAUCAACGUGCACGCCGACCUGGCUGCGAGCACCGUGUCGCGCCUGGAGCAGGGGUAUGUGGUGUGCGAGUCGGACCGACGAUUCCUGCUGCUCUUCACGUUCCUCAAGAAGAACGCGGGCAAGAAGAUCAUCGUGUUUAUGAGCUCGUGCAAUUCGGUCAAGUACCACUCGGAUCUGCUCAACUUUAUCGACGUGCCCGUGCUGGAUCUGCACGGCAAGCAGAAGCAGCAGAAGCGCACCAACACGUUUUUCGAGUACUGCAACGCGCCGUCGGGAACGCUGCUGUGUACCGACGUUGCCGCACGUGGGCUCGACAUUCCGAGCGUCGACUGGAUCAUCCAGUUUGACCCACCCGAUGAUCCGCGCGACUACAUCCACCGUGUGGGUCGAACGGCGCGUGCGGGCAAUGCGGGCAAGUCGCUUCUCUUCCUCCUGCCUUCGGAGCUGGGAUUCCUGCGCUUCCUCAAGGUGGCCAAGGUGCCGCUGAACGAGUACACGUUCCCGUCGGAUAAGGUGGCCAACGUGCAGGGGCAGCUGGAGAAGCUGAUUGCCAAGAACUACUAUCUGCACCAGUCGGCACGCGAUGGCUACCGCUCCUACCUCCAGGCCUACGGCUCGUACUCGCUCAAGCGCAUCUUUGACAUCCACAAGCUCGACCUCGCCAAGGUGGCCAAGGCGUACGGCUUCUCGGUGCCACCCAAGGUCAACAUCACCAUUGGCACGAGCCUCAAAGCUAAAGACGGCGGUAGCAAGCGCAAGGAAGUGGAUGCCGAAGGUGCUGAAGGCGACGACGACGUCAAUCCCAAGCGUCAGCAGUCGGAUAGGAGAGCCUACUACCGACGCAACCACCAGAACGGCAGUGGGAGCAAAGAGCAUUUCCGCAAGUCGGGCGCCAAUGCCACUCGAUCGUCAGGCUCAAAGCAGUGGUCGCGCUAA
Molecule: messenger RNA, 1704 nt
Organism: Moesziomyces antarcticus
Lineage: Eukaryota; Fungi; Basidiomycota; Ustilaginomycetes; Ustilaginales; Ustilaginaceae
Product: DEAD-domain-containing protein
Exons: 1
Coding region: 1-1704 (567 amino acids)
Biological process (GO): maturation of LSU-rRNA from tricistronic rRNA transcript (SSU-rRNA, 5.8S rRNA, LSU-rRNA)
Cellular component (GO): nucleolus
Molecular function (GO): nucleic acid binding; ATP binding; RNA helicase activity
Source: RefSeq, a predicted model, not a curated record